UUCUCCUCCCCUUUCCUCUCCCCACUCACCCACUCCACUGUACCCACAAUCCUCUUUCUGUAUGCGUAUGUGUAUAUGGUACAGAAAGUCACAAAACUUCAUCAACUAAAUGAAGUACCGUUAACAAUUUGAGACCUUCAACUCAAGAAUAAUCUCUCCUUUUUUCUGUAACUCUAUUAAUCAUGACAGAACCCUACUACAAUUUCUCAGGAAGAUGGUUCGACUUCAUUCCUCCCCAUUCACCAUAUUCUUCUUCAUCAAACACUUCUUAUUCACAUCAUGCUGAUAAUUUAAGCCAUACAGUUUCUCAGCAAAUUCCCACUUCACCUCAUCCACAAGAAGCGCUUCCUCUUCUUAUUAACCUCAGCCCCUCAAAAGAUGAGCAUCAGCUCUCAUGCAGUGCCAUAGGAAAUGAAGGCAGAUCCCUUGGCACUGCCUCUGAUGAAAGUGUCACUAUAGACUUAAAUAUAGGGCUUCCUAGCCCUAAUUCUGAUUUGGUCACCAAGAUUUCUUCAUCUGGGGCAGAUAUAUUCUCAGGGUUGCCCUUGAACAGCAUAAACAAGGGUCAAUAUUGGAUUCCAACACUUACUCAAAUUCUCAUGGGACCAACACAGUUUUCAUGUCACCUUUGUUCCAAGACUUUUAACAGAUUCAAUAACCUGCAGAUGCAUAUGUGGGGACAUGGAUCCCAAUACAGAAAAGGAACUGAAUCUUUGAGAGGAACCCAACGAAGUGCAAUGCUAAGGAUGCCAUGCUAUUGCUGUGCACACGGAUGCGAGUACAAUAUUGAUCAUCCUAGAGCAAGACCUCUCAAAGAUUUCAGAACCCUUCAAACACAUUACAAGAGAAAGCAUGGAACCAAACCCUUCAUCUGCAGAAAAUGUAGGAAGACAUUUGCUGUGAAGGGUGAUUGGAGAACACAUGAGAAGAAUUGUGGUAAGAUUUGGUAUUGCAUAUGUGGCUCUGAUUUCAAGCACAGAAGGUCUCUUAAAGAUCACAUUAAAGCGUUUGGACUCAGCCAUGGAGCAACCAGAAUUCAAACUGAUUUUGAAGAAGAGGAUGAAUCAAGUUCUGAGAUUGAGGUCAAAUAAUAUGAGCUUAUAAUUUUGGUGCAUAAUUAACUGUAAUUGGUUCAAACAAUCAUUAAUCACGGUAUGGAAACUAACUUAUUGAGCUAUAUAAGAUCUAGAAGUGCCAUAUUGAGCUGGAAUCGAUGACUUGAUUGUCAAAAAAUAAUGAUGGUCAUCGUCUAUUUCCGUAAAGUUGUAAUUAUUCCAUGUUAGCCUCUAAUCAUUAUGUGUGAUGAACAUCAUUAUUGAUUGACACUCAUUAAUUUUUGUCAAUGGA
Molecule: messenger RNA, 1347 nt
Organism: Olea europaea var. sylvestris
Lineage: Eukaryota; Viridiplantae; Streptophyta; Magnoliopsida; Lamiales; Oleaceae
Product: zinc finger protein WIP2-like
Exons: 2
Coding region: 183-1091 (302 amino acids)
Biological process (GO): anatomical structure development; regulation of gene expression
Cellular component (GO): nucleus
Molecular function (GO): DNA-binding transcription factor activity
Source: RefSeq, a predicted model, not a curated record